GUGCCUCACACCUUCCUGAACCUGAAGGAGCCAUUUUAUGUGGGGGGAGCCCCUGAUUUCAGCAAGCUGGCUCGAGCAGCCGCCAUCUCCACAAGCUUUGAUGGAGCUUUGCAGAGGAUCUCCAUCAAGGGGGUGCCUGUGCUGAAGGAGCAGAACAUCCGCAGCGCCAUCGAGAUCUCCCCUUUCCGAGGCCACCCCUGCACCCAGAAACCCAAUCCCUGCCAGAACGGAGGCAUUUGCAGCCCCCGGCUAGAGAGCUACGAGUGUGCCUGCCAGAGGGGCUUCUCCGGGGCUCACUGCGAGAAAGUGAUCAUUGAGAAGGCUGCUGGAGAUGCAGAGGCCAUUGCUUUUGAUGGUAGGACAUAUAUGGAGUACCACAAUGCCGUGACAAAGAGCGAGAAGGCCUUGCAGUCAAACCACUUUGAACUCAGCAUCAAAACAGAAGCCACUCAGGGGCUGAUCCUGUGGAGUGGGAAGGGGCUGGAGCGAUCGGACUACAUCGCCCUUGCCAUAGUGGAUGGCUUCGUACAAAUGACCUAUGACCUCGGCUCCAAGCCAGUCGUCCUACGAUCCACGGUCCCUGUCAACACCAACCAGUGGAUUCACAUCAAAGCAUACAGGGUACAGAGAGAAGGUUCCCUUCAAGUCGGCAACGAAGCCCCCAUUGCUGGCUCUUCUCCGCUUGGUGCAACGCAGCUGGAUACAGAUGGGGCCCUGUGGCUAGGGGGAAUGGAGAAGCUGAGUGUGGCUCACAAGCUGCCCAAGGCCUACAGCACUGGCUUUAUUGGCUGCAUAAGGGACGUGAUUGUCGACCGCCAAGAACUGCAUCUGGUGGAGGACGCUUUAAACAACCCCACGAUAUUACACUGCUCAGCCAAAUAGACCCCCAGGGACCCUUCCUUCUCCUUCCCUCCCUCCUGCCUAUUGCUGUAAUUAUUUUCUAUUUUUGUAAACUUAUUGCUUUUUAUAUUUUGGGGGGAGGGGGGAAUGGGAGGGGAGGAAACACCUUUUCUUUUGGGUUAUUUGUUCGGUUGCAGUCUAUCCAGGUCAGUCAGACUCUAAUCAAACAGCAGCAACAAAGAACAAACCUUGAACCAAGUCUCCAAGAAGUGACAGAAGAACUUCCCCAUUGCACCGGCAUUGUAAAUCUUACUCAUACUUGAAGCUUCUUUUUGGGUUAUUUUUCCCCCUCCUUACUUGUGUUCUUGGGUUGUUGUUCAUGCCCGCGGGGGGAAAGGAUGCUGG
This is a messenger RNA of Pelecanus crispus (Dalmatian pelican), 1245 nucleotides long. Lineage: Eukaryota; Metazoa; Chordata; Aves; Pelecaniformes; Pelecanidae. The record is from RefSeq and is a predicted model, not a curated record.